This is a messenger RNA of Anopheles cruzii, 2266 nucleotides long. Its product is annotated as ATP-binding cassette sub-family B member 10, mitochondrial. The coding region runs from base 68 to 2149 and encodes 693 amino acids. Gene Ontology annotation, biological process: transmembrane transport. Gene Ontology annotation, cellular component: membrane. Gene Ontology annotation, molecular function: ATP binding; ABC-type oligopeptide transporter activity; ATP hydrolysis activity. The transcript has 8 exons. The record is from RefSeq and is a predicted model, not a curated record. NCBI's taxonomy places the organism in Eukaryota, Metazoa, Arthropoda, Insecta, Diptera, Culicidae.
AACAGCUGAUUGUGAGCGAUGCUCGUGAUCGUGUUGGCCGGUGGUGUGCGAUAACAGUGAAAGCAAGAUGUUUAUAAACCUUCUCAAACGGAGUGAAAUUAGAACACUAUCCUAUCGUUCGGUGCGUCAACUGUCUUGCCUUAGCAAUGGUUUCAGGUGCUACGGAGAAUGUUUGGCACCGCACGACUCACGACGAUCGGCGCUUGGAGAGGAAAGAUUUCGUAAUCGACAGCUGAUACCCAGCGAUCGACCAGCACUUCGCCAGUUCUCGAGCAGCAGCAAUGAAAGUAAAACUGCAGCUGAGUUGACCCGAGCACCGCCCAACACGAAGGAGGAGGAGGACAGUGUUGCGAAACAGUCCAAGAAGCUGCAGUUACGAUCGUCGGACGUGAAACGUUUGCUGGGCUUUGCGAAAUCGGAGCAAUGGCACAUCGCAGGAGGCAUCGGUUGCUUGAUAAUUUCGUCCGCAAUCACCAUGUCCGUCCCGUUCGCGAUGGGCAAAAUUCUGGACGUGAUCUUUGCCGGGUCUACCGAAACGGGCAUAGCGAAGGAACAGCUCGAUAAGCUGUGUCUGGUGUUGGGCGGAGUGUUUCUUCUCGGCGGACUGGCCAACUUUGCGCGCGUCUAUUUGUUUAGCAAUGCUUCGCUGCGAAUAACGAACGCCAUCCGUGCGAAGGUGUACAGCUCGAUGUUGAACCAGGAGUCCGGUUGGUUCGAUCGGAAAGGCACCGGGGAACUGGUCAAUCGGUUAUCCGCGGACACCUAUAUGGUGGGCAAUUCGCUCAGCAUGAACCUGUCCGAUGGGUUGCGCUCGACCGCGAUGAUAUUGGCCGGGUCGGGCAUGAUGGUCUACACGUCGCCCCAUCUUGCCCUGGUUGGCACGUGCAUCGUCCCGGUGGUGGCCGGCGGAGCAGUCGUUUACGGAAGGUACGUCCGUAACAUAACCCGCGAGCUCACGGACAAGUACGCCGAGAUUAUGAAGGUUGGUGAAGAGCGGCUGGGAAACGUGAAAACGGUGAAGAUGUUCUGCAAGGAGCGCUUCGAGAAGCAACUGUUUUCCGAGCAGCUGAUGGACGCUCUCAACAUUGGCUAUCGGGAAACUCGGGCUCGGGCAACAUUUUAUGGAAUGACGGGUCUUUCGGGAAAUAUCAUCAUCCUUUCGGUGCUCUACUAUGGCGGUACGAUGGUGAACAAUGCAGAAAUGACAAUUGGGGCCCUUACUUCGUUCAUCCUGUACGCCGGCUACACUGCCAUCUCGAUUGGUGGUCUCAGCAAUUUCUACACGGAACUCAACAAAGGCGUGGGGUCGGCGAGCCGGCUCUGGGAGAUCAUCGAUCGUAAAUACACGAUCCCGAUCGAGGGAGGAACCAAACUACUUAACCCACCGGCCGGCGAAAUACGGUUUAACGAUGUCGUAUUUCGGUAUCCUUCCCGACCGGAUGCUGCCAUUUUGAGUGGAGCCAAUCUGACGAUUGAACCUGGCACCACGACGGCCGUUGUAGGCCGCAGUGGCUCGGGAAAGUCGACUAUCGCAUCUCUAGUGCUACGGUUGUACGAUCCGGUGCAGGGCUCCGUACUGCUGGAUGGAACCGAUUUGCGCGAACUGAAUCCAACAUCGCUGCGGCGGUACAUUGCCGCUGUUAAUCAAGAACCGAUCCUAUUUAGUGGCACCGUACGGGAAAACAUUCUGUACGGACUAAACAUGGGCGAAAAGAUCUCCGAAAGUCAGUUCGAGCGUGUGGUACGUGAGGCGCACGUGGACGAAUUUGUGCGUGGAUUCCCGGACGGACUGAACACGCUCGUUGGACAGCGUGGUGUAAUGCUUAGCGGUGGCCAGAAGCAACGGGUGGCCAUCGCGCGGGCGAUCAUAAGAAAUCCGAAAAUUCUUAUUCUCGAUGAGGCCACAAGCGCAUUGGAUGCGGUGUCGGAAGAGCUGAUACAAAAUGCCCUGGAGAGGUUAACGAAGAACCGUACCGUGUUGACGAUAGCGCACCGGCUAAGCACGAUUCGGAAUGCGACCAACAUAGCGGUGCUGCAGGACGGUCGGAUCGUGGAGCAGGGUAAUUACGAUCAGCUGAUGGCCACCGAAGGUGGCGUGUUCCGGGAGUUGGUACAACGGCAAACGUUUAGCUCCACUGCCGUCAGCUGAAGCGCAAUAUUAGUAUUUAUUUAGUGCGAUUGGGUUAUUAUGUCAAAGGAUGUGUUAAUAUCGAUUCCUAUUUUGUUUCCUGCAAAGCCGAGAGAAAUACAAAAGUUUUUUAGUGAA